Messenger RNA from Apus apus (common swift), 4291 nucleotides. It is a transcript of the gene EPHA2, whose product is annotated as EPH receptor A2. Lineage: Eukaryota; Metazoa; Chordata; Aves; Apodiformes; Apodidae. The record is from RefSeq and is a predicted model, not a curated record. Gene Ontology annotation, cellular component: neuron projection; plasma membrane. Gene Ontology annotation, biological process: cell surface receptor protein tyrosine kinase signaling pathway; axon guidance; protein phosphorylation. Gene Ontology annotation, molecular function: transmembrane-ephrin receptor activity; ATP binding; protein binding.
GAUUUAGGGUGCUGUGGACGAUGCAGGAUUUGGGGUGCGGGGGGGGGGGAGGGGGUGGUGCCAGGUUUGUGGUGCCGGGGCCAGAUCCUCCCCCCCCCCCACGACCCCUCCCAGCGAUGCUUUUUGGGCCAGAAAACGCCGAUUUCUGUCCGACCCAGAGGCUGCGGGAAAAGGGGUGCGGGGGGUGCCCCCCCAAAAAACCAACCCCCCCCCCCCCUCAGCACCUCCCGGGUGGGCGGGGGGAGGAGGAGCCGGUAGUAGCCGCCUGGCCCCGCCCCCUGCUCCCAUUGGCUGCCGCCCCCCCCGUCCCUUCCCACGCUGCUUCAUGAAUGAAAAGGAGGAGAGGGGAGAACGGGGGGGGCGUUUAACCCCUUCAGAGCCGGAUGGAGGGAGGUGUGUGUGUCACGCACAGCGCUGGGGAGACCCCCCCACCCCCUCUUUAACCCCCCCCCGGCUUCCCCACCUUUCAGCCCUUCCCAAUCCCGUACUGGUGAGCACUGGGAACGGCUCCUGCCCCUUUAAGAGAGGGCGGGGCCGCGUGACGUCAUCCGGGACAUGAAUGAACAGGAGCGGGUGCCGGGCCCCACACCCCCCCCCAGCUCUGGGUGCUGCCGGGUGCACCCCGAAACCCGCCACCCCCCAUGGCGGGUACCCCCAAAACCUUCGUCCUCCUCUUCCUCCUCUUCCUCUCCCCUGUGGCAGCCGAGGAAGUGGUUCUGCUGGACUUCGCCAAGGCACAAGGGGAGCUGGGCUGGCUGACCCACCCCUAUGGCAAAGGGUGGGACCUGCUGCAGAACGUGCUGAACGACUCCUUGAUCUACAUCUACUCGGUGUGCAACGUCCUGGAGGGCGAGCAGGAGAACUGGCUCCGCACCAACUGGAUCUACCGCGGGGUGGCCCAGCGCAUCUUCAUCGAGCUCCAGUUCACCGUCCGUGACUGCAACAGCUUCCCCACCGCGGGUGGGGGCUCCUGCAAGGAGACCUUCAACCUCUACUAUGCCGAAUCCGACGUGGAUUAUGGCACCAACUUCCAGAAGAGGCAAUUCAAGAAGAUCGACACCAUCGCUCCGGAUGAAAUCACCGUCCAGGAGGAUUUCGCCUCCCGCAAUGUCAAGCUGAACCUGGAGGUGAGGUCGGUGGGACCUCUCCGGAGGAAAGGUUUCUACUUGGCCUUCCAGGAUCUGGGAGCUUGCGUGGCCUUGCUCUCCGUCCGCAUCUACUACAAGAGGUGUCCAGAGGUGGUGAGGGGCAUGGCCAGGUUCCCAGCCACGGUGGCCGGCGUGGACUCGCAGACCUUGGUGGAGGUGCAGGGGACCUGCGUGGAGGAGGCCGUGGUGGCCCAGCAGGAGCCCGCGCUGCACUGCAACCCUGAGGGGGAGUGGCUGGUGCCCAUCGGGGAGUGUCAGUGCCGGGAGGGCCACCAGAGAGUGGGGGACACCUGCCAAGCCUGUCCCCCCGGCUCCUUCAAGGCCGGGGUGUCCCCGGGGGGCUGCCAGCCCUGCCCCCCCAACACGCUGCCUGCCCCCCCUGCUGCUGCUGCCUGUCCCUGCCAGGACGGCUUCUCCCGCGCCCCCGACGACCCCCCCCGGCGACCCUGCACCCGUCCCCCCUCGCCCCCCCAAGGCCUCACGGCCGUGGGGCUGGGGGCCGCGGUGCAGCUGCGUUGGGCCCCCCCCGCCGACACGGGUGGCCGUGGGGAUGUCACCUACAGCGUCACCUGCCACCAGUGCUGGCCGGAGGGGGGGGAGUGCCGGCCCUGCGACGGGGGGGUCCGCUACUCCCUGCCCCCCCAGGGCUUGACGGGGACGGGGGUGACUGUCACCGACCUGGAGCCACACGUCAACUACACCUUCACGGUGGAGGCCCGGAACGGGGUGUCCCCCUUCAGCCCCCAGCGCAGCCUGGCCACUGCCACCAUCAGCGUCAACCAGACGGAGCCACCCCGGGUGACGUCGGUGAGCCUGGAUGGACGGACGGCCACCAGCCUGGUCCUCUCCUGGACGGUGCCGCUGCGGCAGCAGAGUCGGGUCUGGAAGUACGAGGUCACCUACAGCAAGAAGGUGGACGAGAACAGCUACUCAGUGCUGCGCUGUGAGGACACCUCUGUCACCCUCCCCAAGUUGUCCCCUGCCACCACCUACGUGGUGCGUGUCCAGGCGCUCACCCCGGAUGGCCACGGGGCCUUCAGCCCCCAGCACGAGUUCCAGACCCUGCCUGAAGACACCGAGUCCAUGGCAUCCACCGCGGUCGUUGCCGGCUCCAUCGCAGGUGUCAUCUUCGUCGUCCUCAUCUUGGUCGCUCUUCUCUACGUCCUCCGGCGGAAGAGAAGGUCACGGCCACGCCAGUCCUCCGAGGACGUCUACUUCUCCAAGUCAGACCAGCUGAAGCCCCUCAAGACCUACGUCGACCCCCACACCUACGAAGACCCCAACCAAGCCAUGCUCAAGUUCACCACCGAGAUCCAUCCGUCCUCCAUCACCCGCCAGAAGGUCAUCGGCGCCGGGGAAUUUGGAGAGGUCUACAAGGGGACCCUGAAGCGUGGGAAGAAGGAGGUGCCGGUGGCCAUCAAGACCCUGAAGGUGGGCUACACGGAGAAGCAGAGGAUGGACUUCUUGGGUGAAGCCACCAUCAUGGGGCAGUUCUGCCACCACAACAUCAUCCGUCUGGAAGGGGUCGUCUCCAAAUCCAAGCCCUUCAUGAUCAUCACAGAGUACAUGGAGAACGGGGCUCUGGAUAAGUUCCUACGGGAAAAAGAAGGGGAAUUUGGUGUCAUCCAGCUGGUGGGGAUGUUGAGGGGCAUCGCCGCCGGCAUGAAGUACUUGGCCAACAUGAAUUACGUCCAUCGGGAUCUGGCCGCCCGGAACAUCUUGGUGAACAGCAACUUGGUGUGCAAAGUGUCUGAUUUUGGGCUCUCCAGAGUCUUGGAAGAUGACCCUGAAGCCACCUACACCACCAGCGGCGGGAAGAUCCCGAUCCGCUGGACAGCUCCCGAGGCCAUUUCCUACCGCAAGUUCACCUCGGCCAGCGACGUCUGGAGCUACGGGAUCGUCAUGUGGGAGGUGAUGUCCUCGGGCGAGCGGCCCUACUGGGAGCUCUCCAACCACGAGGUGAUGAAGGCCAUCAACGAGGGCUUCCGCCUGCCCGCGCCGCUGGACUGUCCCUCCGCCAUCUACCAGCUGAUGCUGCAGUGCUGGCAGCAGGAGCGCGCCCGCCGGCCCAGGUUCCCCGACAUCGUCAGCAUCCUGGACAAGCUUAUCCGGGCCCCCGAGGCCCUCAAGGCCUUGGCAGACUUUGACCCCCAGGUGUCCAUCCGCCUGCCCAGCACCAGUGGGGCAGAGGGGCUUCCCUUCCGCUCGGUUCCCGAGUGGCUGGAGUCCAUCCGCAUGCCCCAGUACACGGAGACCUUCCUGGCCUCGGGAUACAGCACCAUCGAGCAGGUCCUGCAGAUGACCAGCGAGGAUAUCCGGAGGAUCGGGGUCCGGCUCCCGGGGCACCAGAAACGCAUCAUCUACAGCCUCCUGGGGCUGCAGGAGCAGUUCAGCUCUGGGGGGGUCCCCAUUUAAAAUCCCCCCCACCCCCCCUUUACACCCUAAAAAUACUUGAAAGCAAAUGAAGACCCAUUCCCCUCCUCCCCGAGGGGCUUAUUUAUUAAUCCUAUUAUUAUUAUUAUUAAGGUUUUUUAUUUGUAGUAUUAUUAUUCAUAUUCUCCCCAAAACAAAACGGGUGUCACUCCCCUCAACUGUGUCCCCCCCUCAAAAAAAAAGACAUUUCAAGCUCAAUUUUGAGCUGGGAAAGGGGGAGGAUUUAUUAUUUCCUUAUUUUUAUGAUUUUUUUCCUCUCUUUUUAAUGAGGGUUUUUCCUCCUUUUUAUAAUUUUUUUCUCUUUUUUAUCAUAUUUUCCACAUUUCAAGCAUAAAAAAAAAUACCCCAAAUGGACCAAUUUGGGCUUCAUUCCUCCCCCCCCUAUUUAUUCCUUUUAUUCCUCUUGGAUUUGGGAAUUUUAAUUGUUUGGGGUUCCCCCUCCCCCCCCAUUUUCACAUGAAUCUGCCAGAGUUGCCUUUUUUUGUUUUUUAACCUAAUUUAUUCUAUUUUUUUGGUCUAUUUAUUGUGAGGAAACUAAGGUGGUGGCAGAUUUUUUGGGGGGGAGGGGGUUGGUUUUUUACACCCAACCCCCCCCCCAGGGGGUUUAUUUUAUUCAAGGGUUUUGGGGGUUGUUUUGAUUUGUUGUUGGGGUUUUUUAUUUUUGUGAGGUUUUGAUUUAAAAUAAAAAAAUGUGCUUUUUUUUUUUUCUA